Messenger RNA from Parathielavia appendiculata, 1474 nucleotides. RefSeq lists its product as uncharacterized. The transcript has 2 exons. Bases 213 to 1274 code for a protein of 353 amino acids. The record is from RefSeq and is a predicted model, not a curated record. Lineage: Eukaryota; Fungi; Ascomycota; Sordariomycetes; Sordariales; Chaetomiaceae.
UACGGUUUAUUAGAGCACCAACUUCGACACCUCCUGAUUGGUUAGACUUUUGUUCCAGCAUGCAGCACCCAUAUUCCUCUUGCAUCCCACUCCGAGUCUCCACACCGUCUCGCCCCGCCCUCCUCGCCAAGGGACACCAUUGUUAGCAUCACCCUCAUCAUCCCCAUAAACCUUGCCUGAGUGCAGGUGGUUUGCAUCACCAUAUCAGACCCAUGGAGCUUUCAUUGUUACCACAACCAUCUCCCACCGGGUCACCCGGGUAUCCCAACCAGGUUCACUCCAUCAUCAACCAGCUGAGGCGCCACCGCCUUGGGGAUGCCUUUGGAGGUCUAUUGGACCUUGGCGACCAGAUGGAUGGGGUUGUUGACAAGCUUCACGUCCUUAUCAACCUCUCCCAACUAGACCGCCUCUUCGCAGCCAUAUCUCGCCACUCGGCGUACGGUAUCUACGAUGCGGUGGACCAUGUCAUUCACAGGUUGUUGUACGUUGCAGUACGCACCUGUCAGGCAUUGGAAGCGGCCCAGACCUCGCCGGCGACCAAUGGAGUGGGCUGGUUGUCAACCGUUCAGUCCGAGGUCCACGAACUCCUGGAAGUCUGCCGCAACUUUUUCAGCUACAUCACCAGUCACCCCGCCGGUCGACAGUCACGAGACCGGACCUUGGGAUUGGCUCAGCGACUCCUACAAAGGACUUGUCCUAGGAUCAACGGACUGUCAAAAUGGAGACACGUUAAGGAGGGACAUGCUAAGGACUCUGACGGGUCCGCCACUUGUGACCUACGGCCAUCCGUGUCGGUGCGGCCACUGCGGCGGCGGUCGGGCCGUUCGCACGUCCGGAAUCGAUCUGCACCAUCACGCCACCUGAAACGUCCCUUGCCUCUUUCCAUGCCAACACCGCCCUCCCAGACUGGCGAUGUCAGGUGUGCAGAAACCAUACCUACAUUACCGGCUCAUCGCCUGGGUAGAAUCAACGUCCUUCUCCCUACGCCGGAUACAAGCUAUCCAUUAUUCGACACCCUCGUACCAGGCGGAGUAUUACCGAAAGCCAGUAAAGGCCUGGGGGAGGAUGAUGCAAUACAAUUGUUGGCUGCAAGGCCUUUCAGAACCCCCGAGCUUGUGCCUCGGAUGUGGAUGGGUAAAAGCAGUACUGCUUCACGGGCGAUUGACCACAUGGCCGAGACUCGGAUAUUCGGGUUCAGAUUACGGCCCGAGCAUCCCUUUCUGUCGAGAUGUUGUUCCUUUAGGACACCUUCAGUACGGUAUUGGACAACCUAGGUACGGAUCAGGAUGGUGGGUUGCUGAGCUUUGGGCAGGUUCACGUCAUAUAUACACCACGUUAUCCCUGUUCCCGCCCGUCAAAGCGUACAGACUCAUGAGCAUAUCAAUCAACUCGGCGAGCGAUUGUGAGCCCAACUCUCGCAGACAACGAGUUGGCGCCCGAUGAAGACUCGUGGUCCCGGUGGAUCCACAAGAUC